Vicia faba (fava bean) is the source of this 690-nucleotide messenger RNA. Lineage: Eukaryota; Viridiplantae; Streptophyta; Magnoliopsida; Fabales; Fabaceae. The record is from the annotation of a GenBank genome assembly.
AUGAACACGGGCAAAUCUGAAGCAGAACAGUUACUGGAAAUUGGAGAAGAGCUUUUACAAAAACGAGAUCUAAAAGGUUCAAGAGAAAUAGCGGUUCUAGCUCAAGAAACCGACCCUCUUCUAGAAGGUUCCGACCAGAUCAUAGCAAUAGUCGAUGUUCUCGAAGCAGCUGAAAAGCCUCUAAAUCUCAACAACAACAACAGCAACAACCUCGACUGGUAUGCUAUUCUCCAAAUCGAUCGAAAUUACUCGCCAGAUCUGAAUCUCAUAAAGAAACAGUAUCGUACUCUUGCUCUUCUUCUUCACCCUGACAAGAACCGUUUUUCAUUUGCUAAACUCGCCUUCAGGCUUGUGUCUGAUGCUUGGGCCGUUUUGUCUGACUCGGCUCGAAAGGCUGAGUAUGAUAAGGGUUUUGAAUUUGGGGAUAAGAGUUUGGAAAAUGGAAGGGUUAGUUUUUGGACUGUUUGUCCUUAUUGUUACCAUUUGUAUGAGUAUUCUAGGGUUUAUGAGAGUUGUUGCUUGAUGUGUCAGAAUUGUAACAAAUCUUUUCAUGGUGUUUCAAUUUCGGCUCUUCCGCCGAUUGUGCCCGGACAAGAAGCUUAUUAUGUUUCUUGGGGAAUGUUUCCGAUGGGUUUUGUUUUUGAGAGUUUAGAAAAUGGCGGAGAUGGUAGUGUUUCUGCUACGCCAUAG